This is a messenger RNA of Haliotis rubra (blacklip abalone), 1653 nucleotides long. RefSeq names its product 26S proteasome non-ATPase regulatory subunit 11-like. Lineage: Eukaryota; Metazoa; Mollusca; Gastropoda; Lepetellida; Haliotidae. Gene Ontology annotation, biological process: ubiquitin-dependent protein catabolic process. The record is from RefSeq and is a predicted model, not a curated record. Gene Ontology annotation, molecular function: structural molecule activity. The transcript has 12 exons. Gene Ontology annotation, cellular component: proteasome regulatory particle, lid subcomplex. The coding region runs from base 58 to 1317 and encodes 419 amino acids.
AGAAAACGGAAAGAGUCAGUAGUAUACCAUGUAUUCCCGUACAAAUAUCCGAUCAUCAUGGCUGCCGCCGAGUUGGAGAAAGCCCUUGCACUUAAAUUAACGAAUAAGGCUGGAGCAAUUGACAUUUUGUCUGGAAUAGUAAAGAGAGAAAGCGGAGACAAGGGUGAAGAAUGGGUAAAGGUGAAGGAACAGGCUGUUCUGGAGCUUGGUGCUCUCUUUGCAGGAACAAAACAGGCCACAGAGUUAGCCGGCCUGAUUAAGUUCACGCGACCAUUCCUGGGUAUGGUGAGCAAAGCAAAGGCAGCGAAGUUGGUGCGAGCUCUUGUUGACCUGUUUUUGGACAUGGAAGCAGGGACCGGUAAAGAGGUUGAACUCUGUCAGGAAUGCAUUGACUGGGCCAAAGAUGAAAAGAGGACAUUCCUUAGACAAGCCCUAGAGGCUCGGCUCAUUGCUCUCUACUUUGAUACCAAGAGCUAUCAGGGAACGCUGGCGCUAGCAUCAAGCUUGCUGAAGGAGCUGAAGAAGCUGGAUGACAAGGCUCUGCUGGUGGAGGUGCAGCUCCUAGAGAGCAAGAUCUACCACGCACUCUCCAACCUGCCAAAAGCCAGAGCUGCACUGACAUCUGGUAGAACGACAGCCAAUGGCAUUUAUUGCCCACCCAAACUACAAGCUGCCCUUGACCAGCAAUCAGGUAUACUUCAUGCAGCUGACGAGAGAGACUUCAAGACAGCUUACUCUUAUUUCUACGAAGCAUUCGAAGGCUACGAUUCGGUUGACAGCCCCAAAGCUAUCACAGCACUUAAAUAUAUGUUACUGUGCAAAAUCAUGCUGAAUCUUGCCGAUGAGGUACACGCCAUCGUAAGCGGCAAGCUGGCUCUCAAGUACACAGGCCAAGAGGUGGACGCCAUGAAGAGUAUAGCCCAGGCUAGCCACAAGCGAUCGCUGGCAGACUUCCAGAAGACUCUGGCAACAUAUAAGGUCCAGUUAGAAGAUGACCCCAUCGUGAAUGCUCAUCUGAAGACACUUUAUGACAACUUACUGGAACAGAAUCUGUGUAGAAUCAUCGAGCCUUUCUCUCGAGUUCAAGUACAGCACAUAGCUGGCCUUAUCAAGUUACCUGUGGCAGUAGUAGAAAAGAAAUUAUCCCAGAUGAUUUUAGACAGAAAGUUCCAUGGUAUUCUGGACCAAGGAGCCGGAGUGCUGAUUGUGUUUGAUGAAACCCCAGUUGACAAGACAUACGAGAGCUCUCUCGAAACAAUACAGAGCAUGGGCAAGGUUGUUGAUGCUCUGUACAACAAAGCUAAAAAACUCACUUAGGCUCAUCUUCAUCAAGACUUGAUCUACUUGAAGGAUAUUCCCUCUCCAAUGACCAACAACACCACUUAUCCUUUCAAAAAUGACAAUUUUGUUUGAAUAUUUUGUAAUAUUUCAUUGUCCAAAAUAUCAAAAUGCUGUCAGUUUAAACACUAUUGUUUUAGUUAUUUUGAUGAUACUUUGAAAGGAUUUCUGGCAUCUGAAGAGGAAUGAGUUCUGGUGUACAAUGGAAGACUGCAUGUGAACAGAGAACAUCGGACAGGAAAUACUUGAGUAUUUAUAUGUGCAUUCAUUCAUAUUGAACUUGUUAUCAUCUGAAUAAAUUACAUGUUUCGUAAA